AUGUCGCUGAGAGCCACAUCUCACGGCAACCUGCAGUCCCUCUCUUCACCAAAGCCUCUGGCGCUGGACAGCAGGAUAUACAAGUCCUUCUCCCUGAGCAGCAGCAAUAUGAAUGGGAACGGGGCCGGGAAGGGGGCCGGGAACGGGGGAGGCAGCGGGAGGAUAGUGUUUGGGAAGGAGCAGGUGGAGGAGGUGAAGGGGUUCUCCAGGCCAUGCAGGAGGCCUGUACGGGCCGUCAGACCGGUUAGUGCCCACAGCGUUAACGUCAGCGGAUCCUUCCUACAGAUCAACCACCUGCAAGGAGAGCUGGUGAGGAAGAGAAAGGUAAAGGGGGAAUGGGGGAUGGCUGGUCAGUUGUACAACUGAAUGCAUUCAACCUAAAUGUGUCUUCUGCAUUUAACCCAACCCCUCUGAAUCAGAGCGGAGCGGGGGGCUGCCUUAAUCCACAUCCACGUCAUCGGCGCACAGGAGCAGUUGUCGUUGGGGGUUAACUGCCUUGGUCAAGGGCAGAACGGCAGAUUUGUCCACCUUGCUGGCUCGGGGAUUCGAAACAGCGACCUUUUGGUUACUGGCCAAUGCUCUUAACCACUAGACUACCUGACGGCAGUGUGCGUGUGUGUGCGUUUCCAUGAAACCCAGAAAUGAGAGUGAAAAUGUGUCCAUCUUGGUUUCCAUAUUUAUGUAAACCUCAGGAAUGUGAAGACCUGAAGAAGGAAAACAAGUAUCUAUCCAAUGAGAUCCAUAUGGAGCGAAUUAUGAUGCGGACAGAGAAUGAACUGACCAUGAGGAACCUGAGAAACCUUAACCAGGAGCUCCAGGCCCAGGUCAAAGAGGUACUGUACCUCUUCCUCUCGCCAAUAGAAAACACAGCAGAAAAUACAGGUACUAUUUAACAGUGAUGCAACAGAAAAUGCAGGCUAGUUCAACACAGUAAGCAGCAUUCCCAACUUAAACGCCAUAGGUCAUUUGCCAGUGCCACUAUAGCUUUUCAACUCCACUAGAAAAUCAUCAUUCUUAAACUAAUCCUACAUCGUCAUAUUACAGCUGAGAACAAUAGCAUUCCUCCUCUGUGUGUAAUACUCAUUCGUUCUGGCCCCUGCAGCUGAAGCACAAGGUGUACCUGGCCCAGCAGAGGGCGACGUUGUGCACCCGUGUGGCGGAUGAGGCGACCGAUUCGCGGGUCGAGGCAGAGAAGCACAGGGCCCUUGCAGAGGCCCGGGCACACAGCCUCAGGCAGGACAGAGAGCUGACAGAGGCAGACAGGAGCCGACUGAGCGAGGACCUGCUGAAGCUAAAAAAACAGGUAUCUAAACACACGCACGCACAAACACAGAGACACACACGCACAGGUCAGAUGAUAAUACUUAUAGUAUCAAUUCUCCUCACAGUUUGUGACUAAUUACUGUACUAUAGUAGUGCAACAAGUAAUAGUACACACUAACCUUUAGCUCAGUCAGGCCCUGUGUAGAAUAGAUGAGACCCAGUAGCUUGUGAUGAUGUCUGUAACGUCUCCAACAGCACCAAGACGCUCAGCUUCUUCUGGCACAAACGGAGAAGAACUAUUUUGAGACAAGGCUGAAGCUGGACAGGAUAUCAGGAGAGAAACAGGCUCUGCUGGAAGAGAACAGAGGCCUGGAGGGGGACAGGGAUGCUCUGAGGCACAAUCUCAGACAAGUGAUGGAUGAGAACACCAAAGUCAAAGACAAGUAAGGCUACAGAAAAUGUGUCAUCAUGCAGUUCUUAUGAUGUGCUAUAUAUUCAUCUAUGUAUAUGUAGUAUAAUGCAUUAUGUAUGAGACUGACAACUCCUGAUAAGACUGACACAAGUCCUGCUGAGACUGAGGAUGUCCUCAUUUGGACAGCAUAACCUUACAUGCCACCCCAGGCUUUAAGGCUCUCCUGUAGAGUCGUCAGAUAGACCACACAGUUUGUGAAUUAGAAUAUCCACUGUGAUGUCUUCUCUGUCUCUGCAGAGAGCUGAGUUCGAGGCGCAGGGCAUUGGUAGCGGAGGAGCAGAGUGAGAAGGCCAGCCAGGCGAAGCAGGAAGCUGACCAGGAGAGGCAGCUAGUGGAGAAGGAGAGGCAGGAGCGCACGGCCGAGUGUCUCAACUGGAGGGAGAAACAUCAGGCUCUGGCAGACAUCUUCAAAGCCCAGGAGGACCUCACGUCUCAGAGGCAGAACAAAGCAGUGAGUCAGACUCAAACCCCUUCUGCAGCACCAAAUGUAUCAGCAAUAAUCCUACUUAUGUCUUUCAGUGGGCUAUGCUGUUUGUUUAAUGAUUAUCUGGGAUGUCAAUCAGGUCCCAUCACAAUAACUGAGGUAGUUGAGAUGUGUUGAGAACAAGGACAGACAAUAGCGCCAUCUAGCUGUGGACCAGCUAGCUAUUAGUUAUUGUCAGGCCUAGGAUAAAUUCUUACUUACUCACUAGUUGUCCAUUUGAUUUAUGUUGACUGUUCUCUCCCCAGUGUCAAGCUAAUAUCAAAAGCUUUUUCCUCUGCAUGACGGAAAGUGACCAGAGGGUGAAGAUUCUAAAGAACCAAGAUGGCACUCCCAGGAACUUCACAGUGAGGGUUUAACUGUCAUUACACAGAACAUCACUAUAGGUCAAGUGAUGAUGUUGGUGCAAACUGAAGGCUAUUCUAUACUCCUCCUUGCCCUGCUGCAAUCACCUUCGCUCUCUCUCUCUCUUAGGAAGGGGAUCCAGUCUUCAUCUCCACACCAGAGCCUGGGGCUGAGGAUGCUGACAGGAGCUCAUCCAGGUAACCAGGAUGCCUGGAACAUUUUUAUUUUGUAGAAUCCUAGUAAGGUUGUUAUUUUCCAUCCCUUGAAUAUGUUGUUCCAAGUCAGGUUCAGUUUACCUGGAAUAGACAGUCAGAGGUACAGUACUGCCUGCUUCCUUUUCCCAGGAGCAUGUUCAGAGUAUCUGCUCCGCGAGUGGGAAAGGACCUGGGUCCAUCUCACUUUGGUGACCUGUCUCCUGCCAUGGGAGGGGAGCACGAGGCUGGGCAUCCACGGAGAAGCAGGAAAACGGUGGAAUAUUUCUGGAUCCCAACAGAUGAGGAAUGA
Coregonus sp. 'balchen' is the source of this 3065-nucleotide messenger RNA. The record is from the annotation of a GenBank genome assembly. NCBI's taxonomy places the organism in Eukaryota, Metazoa, Chordata, Actinopteri, Salmoniformes, Salmonidae.